Molecule: messenger RNA, 9759 nt
Organism: Botrytis byssoidea
Lineage: Eukaryota; Fungi; Ascomycota; Leotiomycetes; Helotiales; Sclerotiniaceae
Exons: 3
Coding region: 1-9759 (3252 amino acids)
Biological process (GO): fermentation
Cellular component (GO): membrane
Source: RefSeq, a predicted model, not a curated record
AUGGCGAGCAGUAGUGGCUUGACAGCAUCCCCUCUGCGAGCGGAUCUGGGCUUCAAUUGGAUUUUCCUUAUUGAGUUGAUUGUUUGCGGGAUCGUUACACUAUUCUUCCUUUUCUAUUUCAACCGUGUUUUUGCUGCCGUCGUAUCAUUUGGUCUUCGGAAGUGGACAUGGCAUCAAUAUCAAGUGUAUGUCGACAUCCAAGCUUUACAAAUAUCUCUCCUAGGAGGGCGCGUGUUUUUCAAAGGUGUUAGAUAUCACGGCGACAAUGAAACUAUAUUGAUACAAAAUGGAUACAUUACAUGGAAAUAUUGGCUCCGCAAUGUGAGAGAAUUGGACUUAGAAACCAACGAAUCUACAAAAAAGCAGAAGGAGCGUGAGCCGACUGUUAAUACGAGACUUGAUCAGGAGGCGGGGCCGAAAGAAAAGAAGAAACUGCCGUGCCGAUUCGAUAUCGUUUUGAACGGGGCAGAAUGGUUUGUUUACAACCGAAGUGCGGCAUACGAUGCUAUUAUAUCGGGAAUUGCUGGAGAUGCUGAGGAUACAGAUCAUGCUGCGCAGAGCCAUGGAGAUGAUUCCCAUCAGCAUGUGAGACUAAGAAAGAAAGGUGCUGUAAAUGGUCGUGGGAAUGCACAAGACUUGUCCAAGGAAUCUACUGCCGAUUCUCAAACUUCACCCUCACAUAUCGAAGAACAGGCUAAGCCUGGAGCACCUCACGUAGAGGAUAAAUCUGAUAGAUCUUCGGCGAACUCUCAGAGAGCCGAUAUGGAAAGUGACGAGUCGCAUGCAGCAGUGGAAUCAACUUUCUUACUCAGGUUUCUUCCCGUUCAUAUUGAAUGUUCCAAAGCUGCAGUGGUACUAGGGAAUGAAAACACCAAGAGCGUGCUCAUUGUUAAAAUGGACAAAGCAGAGGGAGACUUGGACGCCUCAGCAGCGACUAAAUUGGAUCAGUAUAAACAGCUAAUAAAUUUUCGUUUCGAACAUCCCGUUAUACAAAUGCAACCGAAUGAUGAUUACAAAGAAGACCAAACUACAGCGGCCUGUAAAAUUAAACGCGGAGUUCCUGAGCAGUCGAACGCUAUUUCAAGCCACGUUCACUCCCACAGCUUUUUCCAUCGACAGCGCAAGAGAGCGUGGCAUACUAUUCAAGACCUUGUACCUUAUUUUCGAAGCUCUGUAGAGUCUUUCUCAUCCAGUCAUGAUAGCCGCUCAAACUCACCCAUUCCAGGAGACCCCAAUCCUAGUAGCUGGCAAGGUCUUUCGAGGUAUCUGGAUGAAAGCGAGCAGGAUGACAAGGCGCGGUGGUCUUCUAACGAAUAUGCAACAGUUACUACAAUUGUUGAUAGCCCCAGCGCUACAAUGAGAUUCUACUGGGAUGUCCCGGCCAAGGUUCCAUGGCGACGUGAAGUGUCAAAAUCAGCAUGUAAUAACAUCAAUGGUGAUGUUCCUCCUGAAUGGGGAAUCGAUCUUCUUCUGGAAGGUGCUGUUAUCAACUAUGGUCCUUGGGCAGAUAGGCAGCGGGCCGAGAUUCAGCGAGUCUUCUUUCCAAGUCUGUGUAAAGACGCCUCCCCCGCCAAAAUGAUUAGACCCGGUCAAUACAGAGUGCCAACACAAUUCAAACUCUACAUUGAACUUGACCACGAGACGACACUUCGAGUGCCCAUUAGAGAGGAAUCGAAGAAUUGGAAAUGGACAAAGCAAGCAGAAUCAGCUGGUGCCCGGCCGAGCGAGCGAAAACGAACUAGUAACAGAGGUCGCAGGAGAAAAGAUGAGAAGGGGGCCCCUGGGCCCGAGGUUAGACCCUUUGGUUGGCUUGACAUUAAGGUUGGGGCGAAUGCAACCAUUCGAUACCUGAUGGAUAUGGUGGCAGGAGAAUCUGGAUUUUCAAACAAGCUUCAAUUGGAUCUGCCCAACACGGAGAUAACUACAAGUGUUAACCACGGGCUACUUUGGAGAUCCACCGGAAAUGUGAUUAGUUGUGAUCUAUCGAAUCCCUUACAAUGGAACGGUUUCCGAACAUGGAAUUUCGAUAUUGGCAGUCGCGGACUAGAACUUUUUAUUCUGAGGGAACACAUCUUUCUCCUUACAGAUCUUGUUGGGGAUUGGGCCAGUGGCCCGCCGCCAGAAUAUCUCACAUUUACGCCGUUUCGGUAUUUGGUGAAGCUCAAUCUUCAGGCAUUCAAACUCUACCUCAACGUCAAUGACUCCAACAUAAUCAAUAACCCUGCCGAUUUUGACGAUAAUACCUUCAUCGUUAUUUUUGGAGAGUCGUUGAUUGCAGACAUUUGCAUUCCCAUCGAUACAUUUCGGCCUCACCGAAACGAUAUAUCGUUUGAUGUUUUCGCUAAGCAUGGUGGUUUGAACCUGCAUGUGCCUCCGUGGAAUACUCAGGCCACCUUUCUGAAAUCCACGGAGAUUGCUGAACUCGAUACUCUAAAACUUGGAGGAAAAUAUCAAUAUUGUGCAACUACUUCUUCCAGUAAUACCGAUACACUAAUACUUGAUGUGCAUGGCAAUGGGGCUACAGCGCAAUUCUAUGGAUUCGUUAUUCGAUAUUACCUCAAGGUGAAAGACAAUUACUUUGGCGAUGAUAUUCAUUUCAGGACCUUGGAGGAAUACCAGGAAGCCAUCCGUGUCAAAACCGCCAACAGCCAAGAGGACGCGAACGUUCAACCUCACAAGAAGAGCAACGAUCUCGACGUGAUCCUGAGCAUAUCUGCUGACGAAUCCAGUGUAAUUUUGCCCGCAAAUUUGUAUUCAGCAAAGGACCAUAUUCGAAUGGAGAUUGCGACACUGGCUGCUGAUCUUCGCUUCACCAACUACUACAUGGACUUAGAUGUAGAGCUUGGCACACUAGCUUUCUCUUUGGGUACCGAAAGUGAUAGCAGAAUGUCUUUUGCUAGCGCAACGUCUGGCACUCAACUUUUCAUCGACGGUCUUAAUAUAUCGGGCAACCGCCUUUUUGGUCUGCCUCCUAUUGAGCCAACUUACGUCUGUAAUUGGGACUUUAGUGUGGGCGCAAUUACUGGCGAGUGUACAACCGAGUUCUUUGUGCGAUUGCUUGGCAGUGUCAAGGCAGUUGCAUUUUCCUUCGAUGACGACGAAAAUGCCCUCCCGCCGACUGCUGAAUUAACAUUGCACGAUGUCACUUUUCUCCGUGCCUCGGUUGAUUCCAUACGCAUUUGGAUACAUGUCGAAGAAGCAGCCUUUCUAUUUUCCACUUCUAAAAUUAUAUUGAAUUUCGAUGAUUGGGCUGGAUCCCAUUACUCCAAGAAACUAGAUCUUCAAAUACCAAAUCUGAAAUUUGGCUGUGUUGAUGCGGAAUCAGCUUCAAGGCACAGAUCAAGAGCACAACAUCCCGUGGAGACGCAUGGCCUUAUUCAAACAACGAUAUCAUUUGGGAUGAUCCUGAAGAAGCUUGCAUUCGUAGAAGAUCGCCGCCUGCAGCAAGCACACCUAAGACUUCAUGAUCGAAGAACGCAUCGAACCGAUUUCCUCUUACAUAAUUAUGUUAUGACAAACGUAGAUCAAGAGAAUGUUGAACCGCCUGCAAUGUGUGUUCCGCCAAUGCCCCUUCCACUCUUUCACAGUGACGGCCUUAUUCAAGAUAGGCCAUCUACUUACAAGAUGUCCUCCAAUAUAUCGUCGGUUCGCAGAAACCGACCUCAGACUGGGCGCAAAAGCUCAUUCUUGACCGCUUCUAGCUCAAGCUUUAGAAGCGAUCAGAGUAUCAUUCGGCCUCACUCGUUCAAUCGUGAGGGAACAUCCAUUUCUGCUUCACGUUCCCGAAGUAUACAGGCUGGCCAAUCGCAUCUCAGAGACCUUUCAGUCUCGACCGGUCGUCAAUCUUCAUUCUAUAGUGCUGUUGGCGAGGCUAAUGGCCUACCUCCUUCCAAUGUUACCUUCUCAAGCUCGUACAUAGCACCAUAUUUUCCACUUGAGGCUGUCGAACCUGAUAUUAAGGAUCUCCCAGUCCUAGAUUCAGAAGCUCAGACCGAAAACGCCAUGCAAUCACCUCGAAUGAAUUUAGAAGACAUUCAGCCUGAUCGAGUGGGCGAGAACGCGACCCAUGUCAGCUUUAUCGUGGAAAUGCCCGGGGGUAUCAAGGCAGUGCUUAGCCCGAAAGCAGUGGGAGCUGUUGCGGAUUUACUUGCUGCAAUACAACCUGUAGAUCCUGUAGAUAUGAUAGAUGAUCUUCAGAUUAGCUCCAUGGGAGAGAUAUUCGGCAUGGACAAAAAAGACAAGAUACACGGGGAGGUUCUUGAUAUAGCUGUGCGGACUCCAGGCAUAUGUCUUCGAUUCUUGAAUUCGCCCGAUGCGCAUGACUUGACCAGUGAUAAAGAUGAAACGCAUGAUCAGUAUGAUCUCUCUAUCGCAAAGCUUGCCAUCACCUCAAGAAGUGAAACAGCUGGAACUUCGGACCUCACCGCUGCCCAAGCUGGUCGGCAGUCCUCUGCAAUCCAUUUAUACCUCGGCUCUGCUGUCCUGGCUGCGAAGGAACGAUUUGGUGAUCUAAAUGAUCCUCAAGCAGCUGUGAACGUGAUUCUUGAAGAUGUUGUGUUCUGGAUUUCUUCUGGACAUAACACGGCGGCAAACAUAAUUUUCAAAAUUAUAGAAGUCAACACGGCUAGCAGUAAGAUUGAAUAUCUUGCAUCAUUGGUCCAUCGUACCAAUGUUCUCGCUGAUCGAGUUAGUGAGACGUUUGCAUCUAGAUUAAGCCAACAACGAAAUCGUCUCCAGCUCUUCACAUAUCUCGUCGCGACUGCAGGGGAGCAUGCCACAGAUCCUUUAUUCUUGACAAGACCGGCAUACGUUCUUCGAAGCGCACAAAGGCAUUUGAGAACCCAUGAUUCGUGGAAAGUAAUUGCUCGACUUCGACAUAUGUAUUCAAUACUUGGCACAUCUGCGCAACGCGAUAUCAUUAACCGUUGCACAAAUAAUGCAGAAAGCGUUCCCGAAGACGCUGCUCAACGAGUCCUCGCUAGCUUUUCUCAGUGGAGGAGCUGGGAUCUCAACAAUCUUGGCGCUUGUGUCUUGAUGAGUAAUGUUUUCGGUUUUUCCAACGAUGAUGCCACAGAAACGGUAGCAGAAGCACCAAACUUAAGCAUAUCACUUCGAACAGAACUUGUAAGGCUUGUGAUAGAUCCAGGCCCGAAGCAAAACGAGGUUGCACUAUCUUCUUUGUCGGCCAGUGUUUCGGUGACAACUACGCGUUCUUCCAUCAUGUCGCCAAUAUCUAUAUCACAGCAUGGCUCAGAUACAGAUAAAAUUCAAAAUACUAUCGUGCAUGUGUUUUGCGAGAAUGUUUCGAUCAAUCUAAAUUGGGAACUAUGUGAGCUUGUGCAAGAUAUCUUGAAAUUGUAUCAACAAAGCGAAUCGAACGCAAAAGUACCAGAAAGGCCUUCACCAAUCACGCUAGCUCGCCCAAAAGUAAAAGCUAAACAAAAUCUUCAGGUCGUGAUUGCAACCGAAAAAGGUUCUAUCACACUUGACACAAUAAAUCUCAGAGCUGUUUCCAUUAGUAACGGCUUGAAAGUAUCUGUUGUUUCGACAGAGGACAUUGCUAACACGACGAUGAUAAACGUUAUGCUCGCCGCAGAAGCUGCCACCUCGAAAAUUCAGAGUCAUUCGCAACCUUUAAGUCUGUACCAGCUGCGAAAUCCAAGUGUCUAUGUAUCAUUCGAAAGCUCAAUGCUCGACGAAACUUCCCUUAACGUUUUUAAAGUUGCAGCAAAUUCGCAAGAGUUGUCAUUCAUAGUCCAGCAAGAUAUUGUCGCACUUAUUGAAGUCUUGGACUUAGUGAUUGGGGAUGAAGUCGCGCAGCUGAAUCGUUUUAUUCCGAAGCUUCCAACAGCCAAACGGCCUGCAUCGCCGCCGAAUGUCUUGCCAUCAAGUGUUCAAGAAUCAAAGGCCAUCAACAAGAUCAAUUUGGCACUGUUCCUAAAUAUGUAUCAAAUCAGCAUACCUCUCAUACAAUCGUUAACAUAUACCAUUUCAGGUGUUGUUGCUAGGGCUUCCUUGGCAGCUCAAUUUGGGUCCGAAAUUGUCUUCGAUUUUGACAUUAAAGAACACUCGCAUGAUGUGCAAACAGCUCAAAUUGAUAAAAAGCAAAGUAUUUCGUUGUUACAAAUGCCACCAACAAACGGUCGUAUCGUUAGCAGUAUGUCCGUGGAAGAGAAUAAGAUUUCAGUCUUUGCUUCUGUGGAACCCAUAGAGCUUGAUGCAGCUGCUCUCCAUAGUCUCUUGACUGCACUCAAUCGACCAGAAAUAUCUAGUGUUGUUUCCGAUAUCCGUGACGAUAUCAAAGCAAUACAAGCGCAUAUUGAAGAAAUAUUCGGUCCCAGCAGCAGUCCAGUGCCGGAUUUACCACCGAAAGCCGGUCCUGCUCUUAUAUACGAUGCUCACCUAACUUUUGCAGGUUUGGAUGUUUAUGCAAACGCGGAACCGUCGCGAGAGGGGAAAACUACGGCAAGACUUGAGUUCAAUGUUGGAUGCGUGCAGCUUCUAGUUGCAAACAGGCUGGAGGCACAUGGGCCAACAUAUGAAUUUCCAGAGAUUCAUGUAAGUCUGCAUCGCAUUAUGUUUGAAUUGUCUCGCCUCAAUAAUGGGACUAUGGAACCUUGCGGAAAUCUUGCAUUCGCUGCAUUCUUGACUGCCACGAGCAAAAAGAACGAAAUAGGGGACGAUGUUAGAUCAUUCAAUCUUACUAGCAAUGGCCUCGAAAUCAACCUUUUCGCGGAAACUGCAUCUUCUGUGGUAGAUGUCAUGGCUCACUUGCAAAAUAAAAUAAAAGACAUCGACUUCACUAGAGAGAAGCAGUAUUUUAAGAAACUUCGUAAAUCCAGACCAAGGAUUACAGUAAACGAUGAGUCCAAAGAUCAUGAUAGCAUUACCGGCUCAACGUCUACCAUUAUGUUUGCUUCGAUGUACACUCUCGAAUUGCUCAACAUCCAAGUUAGUUGGCUGGUUGGCACUACAGAAAACGAUCGCAUCUCGCACUCUGAAAAGGAAAAUCUUGUUCUAUCAUUGAAACGUAUUGAUUUAUCAACAAGGAAGGAGAAUUCUGCUCGACUUACCAUUGAAGACUUACAACUGCAAAUGGUACCCUCGUCACAUGACAAAAUCCAACGUUCACUUAACUCGGCUUUAUUGCCAGAAGUCAUCUUCAAUGUUGGAUAUAUCUCUGGUCAAAAUACCCGUAGGUUAGCAUUUCAAGCGGCAGGGAAAUCCCUUGAUUUGCGACUGACUUCUCAAUUCAUUAUACCUGCCGCUGAGCUUCAACGAUCAAUUGGAUCUGCUACCGAAAUGGUACGGGUAGCGUCAGCUACAUGGAGUGCAAGCCCACCACCGACACUAAUACCACCAACGCCUUCCAACAAAAGGCAACCCUUCUUCGGGAAGAAACGUAUGGAGUCUUUACUAGUGGAUGCGGACUUUGCUGGAGCUGUUGUGUAUCUGUCGGGUAGGAAAUUGGCAGAGACCACGCAGACAAAUCAAGCAGGCACAACGGGUCGCGUGCCUCAUGCUGGAAGAUAUGGGCAAUUCACGCACAAAGACGCCGGUAGUAGCACGGUCUUACGCGCACCUGGCCUGGCUUGGAAAAUAGAGUACACAGAUAAUGGCCUUGAUGACCCGUCUCUGAAUGCUGAGGUGAAGGUGGACGCUUCGACAAACAUACUCUAUCCAUCAGUUGUGCCUCUCAUUUUGGAGAUAUCUUCCUCGGUCAAAGACAUUGUAAGCGAGGAUGGCAAGGAUAAAAAGUCGGUGCCAAAAUCAUCGCCACAAAAAUUUAUGGGCUCCGAUGACGAUAACAUUUUGGCAGCCGAUCCCAGUGCUGUCCUUGGUCGCACUCGCCUCAAUCUAGGGCUUAGAAUUUGUAAGCAAGAGUUCACUCUUAGCUGUCAACCUAUAGCUCGUGUUGCUGCUAGCGCGCGAUUUGACGAAAUCUAUUUGACUAUCAACACGGUCCGAUCGACCGAGCAUGGGCAUUUCUUUGCUGCGUCCGUUGCUUUCUCAAGGCUGCAAGCUUCAGUACAACAUGUUUAUUCCAGGGAAUCUACGGGAAGCUUUGAUGUUGAAUCAAUUUUCCUAUCUCUCAUGAAUAGUAAGCAUGUGAGUGGCACCAGCGGAAUGUCUGCAAUAUUAAAGAUUAGUCCCAUGAAAGUCUUAAUCAAUGCCAAGCAAUUACAAGAUUUCCUGCUCUUUAGGGAGAUUUGGGUUCCACAAGAACUGCGUGAAGGCUCUACAGCUCCUGUAUCGUCAACUGAUAAUAUACAAUCAUCAACUUUUCUCGUGCAGAGAUACCAGCAAGUUGCAGCAACUGGUGCUUUCCCCUGGAAUGCUACAGUCUCUAUUGCUGAGUUGGACGUUCAAUUGGAUCUCGGCCAAGCUAUCGGCAAAUCUGCUUUUAUUAUAUCAAAUUUCUGGAUCUCAUCCAAAAAGAAUUCGGAUUGGGAGCAAAAUCUGUGUCUUGGCUUUGACAAAAUUGGUGUUGACAGUUCAGGCAGGAUGAGCGGAUUCGUGGCGCUUCAGGAUUUCAAAAUACGCACCUCCAUCCAAUGGCCAGCACGCGAGAAGGCAUUGAAUCAAACGCCAUUAGUUCAAGGCUCUUUGGGUUUCAGCCAACUAAGAGUCAAGGCUGCAUUUGAUUACCAAGCCUUCUUAGUUGCGGACAUCACAUCUUUCGAAUUCCUUAUGUAUAAUGUUCGCAACGGGACGCAGGCGAAGGGAGACCGACUCGUUGCCAUCUUAGAUGGGGAAGCUGUACAGAUCUUUUGUACGGCAACGACUGCAUCGCAAGCACUCGCUUUAUACCAAGCAUUCUUGCGUCUUGCUCAAGAGAAGAAGAGUAAUUAUGAAACGUCCCUUUCGGAAAUUGAAAAAUAUAUUAAACGUAAAUCGAUCUCUCAGACAAUAUCACCCAAUCCCAAGACACCUGUUACAGAGCCGAAACCAGAAAAAUCGAAAUCACCCGUAUCACUGCACACUGAUGUGAUCGUCACACUGAAAGCAUUGAACAUAGGGGCGUUUCCAAGCACAUUCUCCGACCACCAAGUCUUCAAAAUCGAGGCACUCAAUGCACAGGCACGAUUUGCGGUAACCAUGGAUCGGGGAAAGAUUCAUAGUAUUUUAGGUCUCACUCUCGGUCAACUUCGCAUUGGACUUGCUGGAGUGAAGCAAGACGAGGCGCCAAAGUCCGUUAGCGACCUUUCUGUGGAAGAUGUGGUCAACAGUGUCACGGGAUCUCGGGGUGGUACGAUAUUGAAAGUCCCCCAGGUCGAGGCCACGAUGCAAACAUGGCAGGUCCCCGGUUCCAACCACAUCGAUUACAUAUUCAAAAGCUCUUUUGAAGGGAAGGUUGAGGUUGGAUGGAAUUAUUCCCGUGUCAGCUAUAUUCGCAGCAUGUACGGUACACACACAAAAGCAUUAGCACAAAGACUAGGGAAGCCUCUACCACCCUCGGCCUUGAAAAUCACGGGAGUACCAAACGCAGAAGAUCCACAAAGUAAAGAGGGCGAGCAACAAAAGAUUACGGCCGAGGUCAACGUUCCUCUAUCGAAAUAUGAAUAUAUAGCCCUAGAACCCCCUGUCAUCGAGACUCCUCUCCUUCAAAGUCUGGGUGAAGCAACACCACCUUUGGAAUUCUUUGGGUUACAUCGAGAUCGACUUCCAAAUCUUACACAUCAAAUAGUGAUUGUAGCGUUAUUAGAAUUGGCAGGGGAGGUAGAGGAUGCCUAUGAAAAGAUUUUAGGGUCUUCUUGA